CUAUAUGGAAGCAGAUCCUUUUAUUAAGAUCAUUGUGGUGGGCGAGCAAGGGGUUGGCAAGACUUGCUUGUUGAAUUAAUAUUGUUAUGAGCGAUUUGAAGCUAAUAGUCCUCCAACGAUAGGGUGCGAUUUUACGACUAAGGUGACUUAGACAAAUGGACAGACUGUUCGAUUAUAAUUGUGGGACAUUGCUGGUUAGGAGAAGUACAAUGCUGUGAGCAAAUUGUAUGUGAGGGGAGCGUUGGGUAUUAAAAUAAAUGAGGGGUAGGUUGUUUAAUAGUUUGUGACAUCAAGGAUCCGAAUUCUUUGGAGGAAACUUUGAAAUGGAAAAGUAUUAUUGAGGAGAAUAGUGAUUAAAACAAUAUUCCAAUCAUGUUGGUGCAGAAUAAGUGUGACUUAGCGAGUGAUGAUGAGAAGUCAUCUUUUUAUCAGACUUUAUAAGGUUUUGCAAAAACAAAUAAAUUUUUCUCCUGCAUUCAAACAAGUGCAAAGGAGGGCACAGGGUUGAAGGUAACAAAGUGAAAUAGACUUAUAGCAACUAUUCACCGAAUUAAUCUAGGAGAUAAUCGACAAGGGAUUACUAGUGAAUCAACAGAAGAAUUUUAAAUAAAGUACGAAUGUACAAUUAAAUGCUGCUCAAAGUUAAUAGAACCAAUAACAGAAAAAGGACAAGACUUGUUGUUGA
Molecule: messenger RNA, 685 nt
Organism: Paramecium octaurelia
Lineage: Eukaryota; Ciliophora; Oligohymenophorea; Peniculida; Parameciidae
Source: the annotation of a GenBank genome assembly